ACGAACGCUGAUGCUAUGAAGGCAACAAGCAACCUCAGUUACAGCCACUCCGUUGCAGUAGCUAACACCAGCGCCAGCUCAAGCUCCACGCCCACAUCUUACUCUGCAAGUAGUAGCAGCACUUCGGCCGCGUGCUCACAACUUACCACCCCUACCGCACCGGCUGUAUCGGCAUUGGUUUCAGCCGCAACAGCAACAACGAAAUCAACAAAGACAAAACCUGCAAUCAAAACGUCAAAGGUGAGCUUUGCACCGCUAGACAUAACCUUCCCGCCUCCGAACACAACCUCCAACAUUAGCAGCUGCGCUACAACGGCCACGUGAUACGAAAAUCCCAA
Messenger RNA from Rhagoletis zephyria (snowberry fruit fly), 338 nucleotides. Its product is annotated as chitinase 3-like. Lineage: Eukaryota; Metazoa; Arthropoda; Insecta; Diptera; Tephritidae. The record is from RefSeq and is a predicted model, not a curated record.